ACACUGGUACUUUCUUGCGACACAUAAUUAGCUUUCACCUCUCGUCACUUUGAGAUGUUUCACAGAAGCAAAUAAUAUACACGAAGAUAUUAGAGGAAAUAGAUAACAAUUUUGAUGCUAUUAAGAGCUACUCAGAGUCUAAAAUGAAAGAACGUUCCAGUGGAGCGAAUGGUUAUACUCUUGUCAUCAUAAGUUCUUUGGUGUAGACGUCAGUGUUGGCAGUUAGCUUAGCUGUUAGCUGUUAGCAUAUCCCAGUCACCGGAAGAUGAUGGAAUCCAAUACAGAGGACAAAUACGUCAAACCAGGUAACCAAGACCGGGGAUGGAAUGACCCCCCUCAGUUCUCGUAUGGCCUUCAGAUGGCCCGUGGGCCACAGAGGAACCUCCUGAACAGGAGACCUACUCCAUCAGCAGCAACAGUUGUGGGACCUCCACCCAUGAUGCCCCCUUCCACCAUCCCUCUAACUCCUCCCAAAAAUGAUGUAGGCCCACCUCCUCUGUGUCCAGCUCGACCACCUGGUUGUGUGGUCGCGCCUCCUCCCUCAUCAGGUCCAGUAACAUGUCAGAGUGACAAUGUGAGCAGCCAAUCAGAGAGUGAGGCUGAUGUGGAGGAUGUGCUGUCUGUGUUUAACAAAGCACUGUCUGCCUGCAGACCCUCUGUCUCUGGCCAGGUGUGUAAUGAUGUGGCCAAGAGACUCCGCCUUCUGGAGGAGAGCUGGAGGGCAGGACGACUGUCACUGCCAGUUCAGAGACGAAUGAAAAGCCUGGCUCUUGAGUUGCAGUCCGGACACUGGGACUCAGCCGAUGAGAUGCAUCGCUCUCUAAUGGUCGAUUAUGUGACUGAGGUCAGCCAGUGGAUGGUUGGUGUCAAACGCCUCAUUGCAGAGACCCGAAAGCUCAGCCCAGAACUCUUAGAAUCACUACGGACCUCUGAAGACCAGGCUCCUGCAGGCCCAGAACCAGACGAGAGUCCUGCAGAACCAGAACCAAAUCAGAACCCUGGAGAACCUGACCAGAAUCUUGCAGGACCAGACCAGAACCCUGACCCUGAGUCCUGAGUCCUCUGGUUUACUUUCUGUUUGUGAACUCUUUGAACCAGAACCUGGACCUUGACAUGGUGACUGUUUCCCUCAUAUGUGGAUCAAGCCUGAACUGCCACAGAACUGGCUCAGUAAGGACUGAGAAUCCAGAAUCCUGGCCUACUCAGACAUGCUCAUGUUGGGGUAAAUCGGUUUUUAUUUUGUUUAAUGUAUCACUGUAAACAUUAAAACACAUUAAACAACAAACUCUCAGCGACAAA
Messenger RNA from Sphaeramia orbicularis (orbiculate cardinalfish), 1299 nucleotides. It is a transcript of the gene sra1, whose product is annotated as steroid receptor RNA activator 1. The transcript is spliced from 6 exons. Gene Ontology annotation, biological process: regulation of transcription by RNA polymerase II. The record is from RefSeq and is a predicted model, not a curated record. Lineage: Eukaryota; Metazoa; Chordata; Actinopteri; Kurtiformes; Apogonidae. The coding region runs from base 266 to 1057 and encodes 263 amino acids. Gene Ontology annotation, cellular component: nucleus.